AUGGGCACAGCCGUGUCCAAAAGGAAGACGCUUAGGAACGAGGCCAUGUCGUCCGUGGCGGCCAAAGUGAGAGCGGCGAGGGCUUUUGGAGAAUACCUUUCACAAAACCAUCCUGAAGGCAGAAAUGGCUCAGAUCACCUGCUAGCAGACUCCUACAUCGGGCAGGAGGACUCCCCUGAGAUGCAGCAGGUGGCCCAGAACAAGCGCAGGCUCUCGGUCAUCUCGGACGGCAAAUUCGAGAGGAGCUUCACCGAGGAGCAGGCGGAGAAGCUGCCGAGCGAGGGCCCCAAGCCACGAGUCUACACCAUCUCUGGGGAGAGGCCAAUGCUGUCAGAGCACGAGAACGACAGCAUGGAGCUGGUGGUGAUGAAGGGAGCUGCCCACGAGGAGUGUCACCAUGGGCACCACGCGCACGGCGCCGCCGGCUCGCACGGCGUCCGGCACUGCAAGGCCUGGCCCGGCGGCCGCCAGGGCUCCAAGGAGUGCCCCAACUGCUCCAGGCUGGCUGCCCCUUCCCAGCAGUCCAUUGAGCUGGAGCAGCACCCACCUGGUGAGGCUGGGUGGCACAGGAAAAGGCUGGAGAGGAUGUACAGUGUGGAUCGAGUGUCUGAUGAUGUCCCCAUACGAACCUGGUUCCCAAAGGAGAACCUCUUCAGUUUUCACACUGCUACCACAACUAUGCAAGCGGCGUUCAGGGGCUACGCAGAGAGGAAGAGACGGAAACGAGAGAAUGAUUCUGCAGCUCUUAUCCAGAGGAAUUUUCGGAAGCACCUCCGCAUGGUGGGGAGCCGAAGGGUUAAAGCACAAACAUUUGCCGAACGGCGUGAGAGGAGCUUCAGCAGGUCCUGGAGUGACCCGACUCCCAUCAAAGCUGAUUCCUUCCAUGACUCUCGAGAAAGCCAUGACCUUCAGGAUUCCUGCGGGACUCUGGAUGGUGACUUUGACUUGAACUGGGAAGCAGAAAAGGAACUUGAAGCCAUGGCAUGUGACGGAGAAGACUUUAUUCCACCAAAAAUAAUGCUCAUCUCUUCCAAGGUGCCCAAAGCAGAGUAUGUCCCAACCAUUAUCCGCAGGGACGACCCCUCCAUCAUCCCCAUCCUCUAUGACCAUGAACAUGCCACCUUUGAUGACAUCCUGGAGGAAAUAGAGAAGAAGCUGAACAUUUAUCGGAAAGGCUGCAAAAUCUGGAAGAUGCUGAUAUUUUGCCAGGGAGGCCCCGGGCACUUAUACUUGUUAAAGAACAAAGUCGCCACUUUUGCCAAAGUGGAGAAGGAGGAAGAUCUGAUCCUCUUCUGGAAGAGGUUGAGCAGGCUGAUGAGUAAAGUCAAUCCUGAACCAAAUAUCAUCCACAUCAUGGGCUGCUAUGUUCUUGGAAACCCCAAUGGGGAGAAGCUAUUUCAGAAUCUGAAAAACUUAAUGAAUCCUUAUAGGGUUGCCUUUGAGUCUCCACUUGAACUAUCAGCUCAAGGUAAGCAAAUGAUUGAGACUUACUUUGACUUCCGCCUUUACCGCCUCUGGAAGACCCGCCAGCACUCCAAACUGUUGGAUUACGAUGACAUUUUAUGAGCUGGAGAAGCCUUUGCAAGAGGAAGCUCAUCACCAGUGUCCAAGAAGUCAUGCUUUAUUGCAGAGAGACUUUUUUAUUGGCACGGGGAGCCCUUCACAGCCCUACAGGAGGCAGCAGUGCUAAGGGGAGGGAAGGAGGAGCCCUCGGAAGCGCCGGCAGGAAAAGGCUCCUGGGCCAAGAGAGACUGGAGGGAAGGGGGUGACAGUGACACCUCGCUGGCCUCAGUCCGAGCCCCGGGCCUCAGGAGGAGCUGUGUGAAACGAGGACAGGAUGGAGUUCCUGGCAGAACUGAGCUGUUUUGGGUCAGAAUGGGCCAGAUUUGAUUCCAGGUCCUUUUAAAGACUUUUGAAGCUCAGGUUUUCUUACAAAAAAAACCACACAAACCCAAUUAACCCAUGCACUACAGUGAAGAAGUCACCAGAGCACAGAGGGAGCAGGGGCUUGUCCUGGUGGGACUUUCUGUGCUGGGAGUCCUGGAGAGCAAGGACUGCUACACCUACUCCUGCAAGCUUAGAGCAAGAUGAUCCCAUUUCCAUGUGAAUAUAUACUGGGAUAUAGAAUUGAAAUCUUCUUUUUUGUUUGUUUGUUUUGUUUAAUAGAAAAUAAGUGCAAUUUUUAUAGCGAGGGAGGGGGAUAAAAUCUCUCCUGAUAUUUAAUUAGUUAAAAAUAACACACCAUAACCAAUAGAUGAGGUAUUUUUGGUCUGCUUGAAAAUAUAUUCAGAAUGGUAAUAUAUCUUCUGUAGACAUAUUUAAUCACCAGCAAACAUGGUUUUAACAUAAGUUAGCAGACCCUGCAUGUCUGCUGCAUUGGUUUGGUUCCUUUCAGAGUAGCUGUGCUGCACUACCUGUACGUGCUCUCACCAAUGUGUAGUUCUCCUCCAGUUAGCCACAACUUCAUUACUUUCUAUUUUGCUGCUUGCAAAACUAUGGAACUUUAGUUUUGCUGAAAUACUUUAGGUUAGAAACACGGGACCUGGCUGGGAAUCCUCUGUCAGGCUCGCUUUGGUAUAAAAAAGAAUUAGAAAUUAAUAGCCAUGGUAAUUAAUUGUUCAUGCCAGUGUUUUGCUGUGUGUUGGGAGAGGAGCUCUCUUCCUGUGUGGAGACCCCUCUGAGGGGGCUGAGCACCGAGGCAUUUGGGAGAAAUGCUUCUGGAGGGACACAGCACAGGCUUGGAGCAUGAGUUUGACUCUUUGUUCACUUGAUUGCCAGUUGUUUGUGCAUAACCCACCCCUUUUCCCUGACCUGUGUCUUGGUCUGAGCUGCUCAGCCCCUCCCUGUGGAGGACAGAGAAAACCCUGAGCUCUGUUAGAGCAGCCUGAGAGCCCAGGUCUGUACUUGAUAUUUGAUGGUACCUUUUGGAAUCUAUUUAUUUUUUGUUUGGUUGGGUAAGGGGGUGCUUUUUUUGGUUUUGGGAAUGGGGCUUUUUUCACAUUCUGCUGUCCUUUCAGAGGACAAAUAGUACUUAGAGUCUUUGUAGGUCACUGGCAAUUCUGGGAGGUGACACAAGUUAUUUCUUUGACAAGCAAAGGAAGGAACAGGGAAGGAUUACCUUAUUUUCCUGAUUUCCUGCUAUCUCAAAUUUGUUGAUUGUGAAGUGAAGGAAAAUAGAUGUACAAAUUUUCUUUUAACUACUUACAAAGAGAACUUGGUGUUCUGAUCUGUAGAGUCCUCCUUCCCCUGUGCCAUACCUGUGGUUGUGAUUUUGGGGAGCAGGCCCCAGGCUAGAACUGCUGAACCCUUUACAUUUAGAGCAGUUUGAUAGCAAAACUUUUGAAGAAAUAAUGUACAUACAGUAAGGAGAGGAAUGGGUGGAGAGAGGUAUUUAAAGUCACUGAAAGCCACACAGACAGGUGUGGGCUGUUGCCUCCCCCAGGUUGGGAGCUUUGGUAGCCACAUCUCAUCCCUGGACUCAGUCAGCUUUGCCAGACUUACAGUGAAGGGGAGAACAGGCACCAGUCUGUAGCUUUUGGAAGAAAAUUAUGCCAGAUAUAAAAGAAAAAGAACCCCAAAUUUAUGCCAAUUACUGUUUAACAUUGGAGCUUCCACCAGCUCUGUGUGAGAGGUGGGAGCCAGAGGUGCCCUGAAAGCACAAAGUCAUGUUAUCUGGAGAAGGAAAUGGUUGUGGGAAGAUUAAAAUGCUGACACAAAACUCUCUCCCUUUCUGACCCUUUCACCUCCUGACUGGAGACAGGCAAACUGUUCUUCCUUUCUCAAAUCCCAAUUCAGUGAACUUGGUAGCAUGAAUGUAGCAUUGUGCAACUAUUGAAAAUCUUAUUUAACCCCCAAAGGGCCCAUUUAUGUAUCCACUUGAGUGAUUUCUCUGUAGAAUUGUUGUAUAUCCUCACUGACCACUUGUAGUACUUGGGGUGCAAAGUAGAAGGUAGAUUGUACAGUAAUUUCUGUGUUGGAAUGGACAUUAUGGACUGUUCUCCUGGUGCAGUUUAUGGGAUAUGACAACUGAUGAAUGCAUUUCUCUCCAAAGAUCUAUAUUCCUCAUAGCUUGUGAUGUUUAUGACAUGAACAUAUUUUUUCCUUUCUUUGUAGCAUUCAUAUGCCUAAAGAGAUGAAAUUCUCUCAGAGCUGUGACUGGAAUAGAGUUGUGAUGUUUGAUGUCCUGUGUGCAGCAGCAUCCUUGCAGUUAACCACUGGUGACAGAGGAAAACGCUUUUAUUCCCUUUUUUCACUGGUGGAGUUUUUCAGGUGGCUGCUGGGAAGGGAAGGGGUUAGCAGAGGCAAAUAAAAAUUGUAAUUAUUUUAAAAUUUA
Molecule: messenger RNA, 4333 nt
Organism: Agelaius phoeniceus (red-winged blackbird)
Lineage: Eukaryota; Metazoa; Chordata; Aves; Passeriformes; Icteridae
Source: RefSeq, a predicted model, not a curated record